CAAUAAUAACGCCAUUACUACUACUAAACCAAAAUCGAAAAAAAAGAAAAAACAAGUUGCAUAUUUUGUUUCUCGUGGAGUCGAGAUUUUGGAUACAGGUGAUGGAACUGUAGCAUCACGGCGUAAUGUCUGUAUAUUGCAUAAAUUAAUAUAUCCGAUACGAAAAGGAGUGGCAUUUCGAUUGGAGCAAGUAAGAAAAUAUCAACAUGAAGAUUAUCACGCAAACUCGUGGCUUAUGAAAAUCUCUUCUAAUGGACGAUACCUUAUGGCUCCUACCAUGACUGGUCAAGUGAUGGCAUUUAAUUUGAGGACGGGAAAAGUAUCUGCAAUUUUGCGAGAUCACGAAGAAGAUCUGGAGGUGCGAGAUGUCAUAUUUCAUCCGUGGAAACCUUUAUUAUUUACUUGUGCAGAUGACGGGUGUGUAAAAGUAUACACCUACAAGGACAAGCAAAGCAUCAUCGCCACCUUUCCUUCAAUAAAGGUAAAAAUCAAAAAAGAAGAAUUGCAAAAAAGUAUCGCAGAGUUGAACUCUAUUCAUGGAUUAAAUAUUGAUCCGGAAUUAAUUCCUAUUGUGAAAAUCGAAACAGCAUUCGCGGAAGGAGAGACGGAGGUGGAUAUUGAUAAUUAG
Messenger RNA from Ambispora leptoticha, 628 nucleotides. The record is from the annotation of a GenBank genome assembly. Lineage: Eukaryota; Fungi; Glomeromycota; Glomeromycetes; Archaeosporales; Ambisporaceae.